AUGGGCAUUCCAGUUGUUCCUAGAACUUGCUCACCGCAGCUGCUCUUCCGUGGUAGACCGACGCCACUCCAUGACCAGAGCAAGGCCGUCGCUCUUGCAUCCUCGUGCCGAGAGAAAGCCGGUGGAAGCAAGACGAGCGUGAGUCAUGGCUCGAGCAUCAACAGAGGCCAGCCGAGGAAAAUCGCGUCGCUCGACACGGGGCCGCCGUUGCUGAGGCGCACGGAUCGCGCUCGCCGGUACUCCCUGGGCGGCAGCGGCGACUACCCCCGCAGCGUCAGCGUGAGCGCCGCAGUGGAGCUCAGCCGGGCAGAAUCAUUCACCGCGCUGCACCGUCCCGCAGUCCCUUCUUAUCUGUCUGAUGCCGCUGCAGCGGCAUCCGUGGAGAGAGAGCAGCAAACGGUCCCUGCCAGGAUGGGGCGCGAGGGGAAAGGCAGGGAGAGGGAGGGCAUUGUGCGACGGGAGAGCGAGAGCGAGGGGUACGAGUCGGACGAGGAGUUCGUGAAGCUGUACGGGCUGGUCGCGCAGCACCGCGCCGCAGAGCGCGCCCUCGUGUCGAACGCCUUCGCCAAAGUGCUCUCCAGGCCUGGCCAAGUCAGCUAUAGUCCCAAGGGCGAAACCAGCAGCGCCUAUAGCACCAUCAUGGGCGGGAGUAACAGCAGUUUCCGAUGGGCUGGUGGCGAUAUCAUUUCCACCUCCAACGACAAGACAUGUGGUGUGGCAGCUGCUGAUGAGCAUGAGGGGCGCUUCAAUAUGCCCGGCUGUGCCGAUAUGCUUCCGAAUGACGGGAUUAUAUCAGGUGAACCGCUGCUUCCAAGUCCCAGAGCAGCAGUGUCAGGACCUCUUGCUGCUGUCAAGGGGCAUUCAGGGAAUGCGCCCUGCGUUGUGUUGAAGAAUCGGAGUAGAAAGAGCCUCGAUUCUGCAGUGGUGAAUGUGGCGUUUACUGGAGUUCAACAGCGCCCAUUGUCCCCCUAUCCGCUGCGCCGCCCGCAGGUGAUCUCGCAUAAGGAGGGCGGGGCGCUCGAGGCGCGCAUCCCCGCAGCGGGGUUCUUCCCGGACGGCGCCGUGGGGUGGAUCCUCUGCAUCCUCACGCCCUUCCUCGUAAGCCGCCUGCUCACUCCCUUCCUCGUAAGCCGCCUGCUCACUCCCUUCCUCGUAAGCCGCCUGCUCACUCCCUUCCUCCAAGCCCCUCCGAGCAAGCCUCGACCAGCAUCCCCUCCCGCCGCAUUCCGUCGCAUGCAAGCUCCUCACAUCGCGUCGUGUUCCUUCUCAUCUGAGCCCCUCCCAUCCCCCUUCCCACCUGCUCUCUCUUCCCCACCAAACAGGGUCCGAGUCUUAAUCAAAUCCUCCAACCGAACAAAACCGAAGGGAUUAUCGGUCAUCGUCCCCCUCCCUUCUCCAUCCCCCCUCUCUCGCGCCCAAUCACCCCCCUGUUCAACCCUCCCUCUCACCCGACCUCUCCUUAUCCCGCUCCACCGUGCGCCUUCGCACCUCGCCCCGCCUUCUCACCUCGCCCCGCCUUCGCACCUCGCCCCGCCUUCUCACCUCGCCCCGCCUUCUCACCUCGCCCCGCCUUCUCACCUCGCCCCGCCUUCUCACCUCGCCCCGCCUUCUCACCUCGCCCCGCCUUCUCACCUCGCCCCGCCUUCUCACCUCGCCCCGCCUUCUCACCUCGCCCCUCCCUCGCAGAUUGCAAUCGCAGUGGCGGUCGCCAUUUUCCUGCCUUUCACCAUCUGCAUCCUCUGCGGCUUCACUGCCGCAACUCGCUCGGAGACCAUUGUGCUGUCACCCGAGCACUUCACCAUCACCACCAAAAACUCCGGCACGACCAAGCGGAAGCAGGGCAGCACGCCAAUGGUGCGCGCCAUUGUGGUGCAGAACUUGAACUCCCCACAGCCGCUGCCACCUCCGCCAGUGCAUAGCCUCGCUGCCCGAAGUCCCAUCCCUCCUCCGCCUGCCCCUGCCGCGCGCUCAGCAGCCAAGCCGCCAGAGCUGGUGUGCAUGAUUGUUGGAAUGGAGCAGGAGGAGUACCGGUUUGGCAAGACCUUGAGUGAUGCAGAGAAGCAGUGGGUGGUGGGUGAGCUGUCACACCACUUGCAUACCAUGCACAUGCAACCAGCACAACAGAAUGUUUAG
Messenger RNA from Closterium sp. NIES-65, 2133 nucleotides. Lineage: Eukaryota; Viridiplantae; Streptophyta; Zygnematophyceae; Desmidiales; Closteriaceae. The record is from the annotation of a GenBank genome assembly.